Molecule: messenger RNA, 1305 nt
Organism: Aspergillus pseudonomiae
Lineage: Eukaryota; Fungi; Ascomycota; Eurotiomycetes; Eurotiales; Aspergillaceae
Product: Auxin Efflux Carrier superfamily
Exons: 4
Coding region: 1-1305 (434 amino acids)
Biological process (GO): transmembrane transport
Cellular component (GO): membrane; endoplasmic reticulum
Source: RefSeq, a predicted model, not a curated record
AUGGUCGAUGAUGGUAUCGUCGUGCCGUUGGUGGGCGCCUUACAAGCUUGCGUCUCCGUUCUGCUGACCAUGAGCUACGGGGUCGCAGCGCAAAGGCUACGAUUAAUUCAGGAGCACUCAAUCACUGAUAUGGCUGGACUAGGAGUGAAGCUGUUUCUCCCCGCUUUAAUCAUCAUCAAUCUAGGCGAACAGCUGCAAUUAGGAAAUGCGUUGAACUACAUCCCCGUUCUCAUUUGGUCCAUUCUUUACACCAGUGUCUCGAUUGGCCUAGCAUAUUUCGUCUCCAAGGGACUGAAGCUCCCGCACUGGGUGACGCCUGCCUGCGCAUUCAACAACACGACAUCCCUGCCGCUCCUCUUGCUGCAAUCGCUGGAAAGCGUGGGCAGUCUAAAGCCGCUUAUUAAGGACGGUGACACCGAGUCUGAGGCUAUUUCUCGUGCCCAGAGCUACUUUCUACUCUGCGCUGUAGUUAGUAAAACGAUCGGUUACGUCGUUGGUCCCAAGCUACUCCAGCACGGCAACGAGUCCACCGAUUCGGAGAAUCAAGAAGCAGACGACACAGAUCCCGAAACGCGAAAUGGCACCGCUGAACACCACGUCGACGAGGAGACAUCCCUUCUUCCCCAGCGAGCGCACAAAGCCCGCCGCAACAUCUCCAACAGUAUCCGGCACGGAACCCAGCGCAUUUCAUCCAUGUUCCCCAAGCGCAUCCGACAGAGACUUAUGGCCCCGUUUGAGUCCCCCUUUGCCGAUGUGGCGAUCGGCUGUACCGUGAUCGGUGUGGUUCUGGGUCUGGUGCCGCAGUUGCAUAAAGCGUUCUUCAAUAAAUACGAGGACGGCGGGAUCUUCAACGCUUGGCUGACGUCGAGUGUCAAGAAUAUUGGCAAGUUGUUCACGACGUUCCAGAUCUUUGUGGUGGGAUGUAAGCUGGGCGUCAGCUUUGAGAAGAUGAAAACUAGUGGCGAUUCGGGGCGAAUACCUCUGGAGGCGAUUGGGACGAUUUUUCUCGUUCGUUUAGUGAUCUGGCCUGCACUCAGUAUCUCCGUUAUAUAUGGCUUGGCUAAGAAUACCAAUAUUGUGUUAACUGAUCCUAUUCUCUGGUUCAGUUUGAUGCUCAUGCCGGCUGGACCUCCGGCAUUGGUGAUAUCCGGAUUGGCCGAGUUGGCUCAGAUUUCGGAGCUGGAGAAGAUGGCUAUUGCCAAAUCGUUGUCUGCGAUGUACGUUUUAUCGCCGUUUGUAUGCUUCAGCAUCACGGGCGCUCUAAAAGCAUCUCAAGCGGCACUGGAGCAGAGGAACUCCGCAUAG